Messenger RNA from Aureococcus anophagefferens, 951 nucleotides. RefSeq lists its product as hypothetical. NCBI's taxonomy places the organism in Eukaryota, Pelagophyceae, Pelagomonadales, Pelagomonadaceae. Bases 1 to 951 code for a protein of 316 amino acids. The transcript has 2 exons. The record is from RefSeq and is a predicted model, not a curated record.
AUGCUUCGCGCAUCCGUUCUCGCGGCCUUCGCGCUCGCGUCCGCGGCGGACGACUGGGACGCGGGGACGAACGGCACGUGCCCGCGGCUCUGGAGCGCCUGCGGCGGCGACGUCGAAGCCUGGACGGGCCGCCUCGACGCGAGCGAGCUGCUCGUCAUGGUCGUCACGGGCCAGGCGACGUGGAAGAAGCGCGUCGGCGCCAUGAUCCUGCCGACCUGGGGCCGCCGCGUGUCCGCGUCGCUCGUGCUGCUCUCCGACGCCUGCGGCAGCGACGGUACGGUCCCCACGGUGACAUUACGGCUCGCAGGGCUGCCCCCGGGCGCGUGGGGCGCCUUCCCGCGGCAGGCCCGCUACGAGGCGUCGAAAGCCAACGGCUACGAGCUCGCCCAGCUCCGCUGGCCCGUGGGGCUGCAGUUCGCCGCCUGGCUCGCCGCGCGGCGGCCCUUCCGAUGGGCGCUGACGCUCGACGACGACGCGUACCUCGCGGCGGGCGCCCUGCGGCGCUACGUCGCGGCCCUGCCGGACGCGCGGGCCUACUGGGGCGCGCCCUGCGCCGAGGUCCACGGCCGCAGCGACCUCGGCGCGCGGCUCUGCGGCGGCGGCGGCUGGCUCUUCGGCCGCCGGGGCCUGCUCGCGGGCGGCGCGUGCCCGACGCGGUGCCUCCAGCGCCGCGGCGAGUUCAGCGAGGCCUUCCCGCAGAGCGACAAGCUGCUGCCCCACUGCCUCGCCGAGGACGGCGUCGAGUUCCGCGCGUCGCCGAACUUCCUGCCCCUGCCGCCGUCGUUCUACGUGGCCUACGACGACGUGCGGAACAACGCCGUCGGCGGCAGGGCAGCAAAAGAGAGCGAAAUUCCCAACUUCAAAGGCUUCGAUCUCGGCCAUUUUUCACUCGUUUCGGCUGAUUUUUGGACGAGCGAUCAUCUCUCGGAACGGUCGGCGGCGCGCCGCUGA